Molecule: messenger RNA, 999 nt
Organism: Ruditapes philippinarum (Manila clam)
Lineage: Eukaryota; Metazoa; Mollusca; Bivalvia; Venerida; Veneridae
Product: cell death abnormality protein 1-like
Exons: 2
Molecular function (GO): scavenger receptor activity
Source: RefSeq, a predicted model, not a curated record
UUUAAUGAUAUCGGUGACAAAUGUCAAUUUUCAUGUUCUAAUUGCUUAGAUGCAUCAUGUAGUUUUCAAAACGGACUUUGCUCUAGUGGUUGUGAAAUAGGUUUUCAUGGCAUUAAAUGUCAAAAAAGUUGUUCUUCGAAUUGCGAGUCUUGUGACCAGGAUAGUGGUUAUUGCAUUGAUUGUAGAAAGGGGUUAAAAGGAGCUGUCUGCGUUGAAAAAUGUAGCAAAGGUUGCAAAGAUGAUAAAAAUGGUUUUGAUGUAUGCGAAAGGUACACAGGUACUUGUUCUUUGGGAUGCGAAGCAAACUUAUACGGAGAUUUGUGUGAUAGAAGGUGUGACGGGUGCAUGAAUGGUGAGUGCUUAAGAAAAUCUGGCGCAUGCGUAAAUGGAUGUAAGCAAGGGACAUACGGUUAUUAUUGUGAACAUAACUGUAGCAUCGGUUGUGUAGGUAACUGCAACUCAUAUGGAGUUUGUGAGUUUGGAUGCAAACAAGGAUGGAUUGGAACACUUUGUGACACAGAGUGUAGUCAUUUUUGUGACAGAAAAAUGUGUAAUUUGACCGGGGAAUGUACUCGAGGUUGCGUUUCUGGUCAUUUCGGACCUUUUUGUGAGUAUGUAUGUCCAGAAAAUUGUUUGUUUAACUCUUGUUCAAAAGUUGGUAAAUGUGUAGAUGGUUGCAUUAUUGGAUUUUACGGAGACACGUGUAAUAACAGAUGUUUGCAACCAUGUGCAAACUUAACUUGCGAUCGAAAAUUGGGUACUUGCAAGCAAACUUAUAAUGAUGCACAGGUAGCACCAAAAGAAGCUGAUCCAGAGCUUUCAUUAGAGGGAAUUAUAGGUAUCUCUAUUGGAGCUGUUGUCGUUGUCAUCAUCUUUGUGAUCGUCAUUGUUUGCUGCAUCAAUUACAAGAGGUAUGUACAAGAUACCAGCCCUCCAUCAAAUCAACCCAAUAAACCCUUAAAUGCCUGGAAGUAUUUUACAUAGACAUAAAUAGUGUAU